Messenger RNA from Magallana angulata, 4536 nucleotides. Its product is annotated as transcription factor CP2-like. The coding region runs from base 105 to 1676 and encodes 523 amino acids. Gene Ontology annotation, biological process: regulation of transcription by RNA polymerase II. Gene Ontology annotation, molecular function: RNA polymerase II cis-regulatory region sequence-specific DNA binding; DNA-binding transcription activator activity, RNA polymerase II-specific. The transcript has 16 exons. NCBI's taxonomy places the organism in Eukaryota, Metazoa, Mollusca, Bivalvia, Ostreida, Ostreidae. The record is from RefSeq and is a predicted model, not a curated record. Gene Ontology annotation, cellular component: nucleus.
GUCGUAAACUGGUUAAAGUCUUAUUUCUGGCAGCAUUGACAAGCUGGUCGGAUUUUUUCUGUAAACAACAUAAACUAUUGUCUAUUGGGACUAAAAAGCUACCAAUGUCAUUUGGGUGGUCUUUGAAUGAUGUUGUCACCCAGGGAAGUAAGCGCUCCAAAAUGUCUCAUCAUGUACCCACCAUAACCAGCUGGGACAUCAAUGAUUCUCUAGCUGCAGAUUUUGAUGGAUCUCUCUCUGGGCUGGGUUCUGAGCUCGGAACAACAAGCUACAACAUGAGUGAAGCUUUGCUGGCAUUACCUGUUUUCAAAUCAGAAAAUUUGGACAAUGGCUUUCAGUACAUUCUUGGAGCAGCUACCUCUCCUGCAGUCAAGUUAAAUGAGGAGACCUUGACAUACUUAAAUCAAGGACAAUCUUAUGAGAUCAAACUGAAGAAACUGGGAGAUCUGUCUGAUUUUCAAGGAAAAUAUCUCAGAAGCAUUGUAAAGAUUUGUUUCCAUGAACGGCGGCUUCAGUACAUGGAAAGGGAGCAGAUUGACAGCUGGCGCAAUACUAGACCAGGGGAGAGAAUCUUGGAUAUUGAUGUUCCAUUGUCGUAUGGAUUAGUCGAUGUCAACAUUGACAGAGAUUGUUUGAACGGGGCAGAGUUUAUUUGGGAUCCGACGAAGGAGACGGGUGUAUACGUCAGGGUUAACUGUAUCAGUACCGAGUUCACAGCCAAGAAACACGGUGGAGAGAAGGGAGUGCCAUUCCGUUUACAGGUGGAGUCGUACACGUACGAGGAUAGGGAUAACAAGCUGAUUCACUGUGGCUCAUGUCAGAUUAAAGUCUUUAAACCGAAAGGAGCUGAUAGAAAGCAUAAAACAGACAGGGAGAAAAUGGACAAGAGAACAGAGGCUGAAAAAGAAAAAUACCAGCCAUCAUAUGAAUGUACAGUUUUGACAGAGGUUCCCUUGGAUCAAGUUGCUAACAUUGCCACACCUAGUGUUAGUGUUAGUGUUAAAUCUCCAAACAACUCUUUUGCCAAUCUUACACAGAGCUUCAGUGACAUGCAUGCUGGAUCCCCCAUCCAGAAGAAACCUCAAGCAGAUGAAGAUGACGACUCUUCAAGCUGUAAUGGCGGGUCGGGUUCUAGCAAGAAACUCAAGUCCUCCUCAUCAAGUGAUGACUUGAACACUGCAGUCAGUUUGAAAGGGAAAGCUUUGACUUGUGAUGCCUGUGCCCAAGAGGUAACAGCCUGGUUACAAGCGAACAGAUUUAGCAGCUACAAACAAAUAUUCCAAAACUUUUCAGGUGCAGAUUUGCUCCGUCUCACUCGGGAUGAUCUCAUCCAGAUCUGCGGAUUAGCAGAUGGAAUACGUCUGAACAAUGCUCUACAGUCCAAAGCAAUUAGACCAAGAUUGAUAAUUUACGUGUGUCAGGAAAGUGAUUCAGUCUACCAUGCCCUUUACCUGGAACACCUAACCAGUCAGGAGCUGCUAGAGAAGCUGGCCAAGCUGUACAAUGUGAGCGGUGAGCAGAUCGGCGAGCUGUACUGUCAGGGUCCCUCAGGAAUAUACGUCCUCCUCAACGACGAGGUUCUACAGAACAUGUCAGAACAAUCCAGAUUCUGUGUGGAGGCAAUGAAAUCGGAAACAUCUGACCAAUACAAAGUGUUACUGAAGUCUAUAUCCUGACCUCGCCACAACUAGACGAUGAUCUCACAGCAUUGCUGGGACAAUAUAGAAGCAGGAAAUCAUCUUCUGAAAUUAAGCGGGUUUCAUGUUCUUGUAUAUAUAUACACACCGCCACCUUGCAGAUAUCCUCUUUUUAACACAGCUCACAUUGGUUGCCCAAAGUCUGGAUUGUUUUCCUAGAACGUUUGAUAGGGUUGCUGAUUGUUGUGGUUUAUUGUACUGUAGAAACCCAGCAACCCCUCUUUCUUUGUGUGAAACAAUAGACAUACCGUAAUUGGUUUCUUAUCACCAAGACAUCAGUUUUUAUUUAUGGUUUGAACAUCUUUUGAUCACAAAGCACACUGCCAAACAUUUUUAUUAAAACUCUUUCAAAAAAAGGGAGAACAUUUUUUCGACUUUUCCAAAAUUUGUUUGACAAAAAUAUGCUCCUGUUUACGCCUCCAAAUUAUCACUAAAUUGUUCAAUAUUUCUGAUAGUUAAAGGUAGUGUCUAUUUUUAGCAUAGACUUUAUAAUCUUGUUUAGAUGUUAAAUAACAUAGGUCCCUGUUUCAUGUAAUAUUUUACCUCAUGUAUAAAGCAGGGGCUUGUUUCAUUUGGACCAUUUUAGAUAAAGAUAUAUGUACAUGUAUUCAAAAUCACACAAAAACCCCAUCGUUAACAAUAUGACUUUUUCCAUGUUGUCAUUCAUAUAUCCUUUUUAUAAAUUUCCAUACAGAUUGAAUAUUUAUUGGAUGUAGUGUGUUUCAGUAAAUAUUCAGUUUCAAUGUGUUUUUUUACAUGUAUUAGGAAAAAUAUAUAAACUAAGGUUAAAAUUGAGUCAUCGUGACUUCAUGUACAUGCCAGUUACAAAAAAAAAUGAAAUUCAAACUGCUUUAUUUUAAAUUGAUUUUUUUUUUGUUUCAAAUCAAAAAGGUUUGUUUUAAAACAAAUACAAAAACAUUAAUACAUGCUUCUUGGAUCUAUUUAUUGUAGCAUUUUAUUCUUUUGUGACUUGUGAUGCAAUGAAUAUGAAAUUUUAAUAUUUGAUAUCAAUCAAAUUGUAUGUAAUACUGUUAGCCAACAUUUAUUCAAGUAAGAGAAAUUUUUGUGAGGUUUGCAGGAGCAUAGUUGUUGUGAAUUUUUCUCACAGCAAACCAGCCCUCAAAUAUCUCUGGAAUUUUAUUUUCGAGUAUGCCACAUCUUGAACGCAAAAAAAAAGUCGCAACGUAAUCUGUAAAAUAAAGUUGUUGCAAAUAAAAGUUGGUUUACAGCACUUUGAUAUGAAGUUUAAAUUGGGGUUUUAUUCUUCAAUCAUGUUUUUGUAUAUGUAUUUGUAAAUAUUAGUAUUGUCUUGUGGUAGCUGCUUUUAUUUGAUUAUUUUUUUUAAUUUUUAAAAAUCCAAAGGUUACACCUGAAAUUGGAUAUUAAAUUGCAUUGAAAACUGUAACGAAGAACUAUGGAUAGAUUAUUUUUGGCUUACAUGUAUAUGUAAGUGACACUUCUAAAAAUAUAUAAUUGUAAACAGAUGUGAAAGAGUUUAAUUAUGAAAUGUUAUAUUGCUCUCUUGCAUGAAAUCUCGCAAGGACAUUUUUUGACAUCAUAAAAUAGGAAUACAUAGGAUAUAUUAAUGUUUUUGUGUUCAUAAUAUACACGUAGAACUUGUUUAGAAAGUUUUACAACUUCAUAUUCAUCAUCACAUUUAAAGUGUCAGAAAUUUUAUUAUAGAUAAUAGUUUGGUUUUUUUGGUUGAUAAAUACAUAUAUAUAUAUAUAUAUAUAUGUGUGUAGAUUUUGUCAUCCCCAAUCUUCUUUCCUUGAUUUGUUUGGAAUUUCUAUGUACAUGUAUGCAUCCAUUUCAGGGUAUAUGGACUUUGGCAAGAAGUGAUUGAUUGUUUUGUUUAGAAAUAAGUAAAAAAAAAAAAAAGGGAUAAGUAUAAAAAGCCAUUAUAAAAAUAUUUUAAAAUUUUGGAUUUUUUUUUCAGUAUUAGAAAACAUCUUUAUUAUGAUAAAGGUCAAUGACAGAACUUUGUGUAGGAUACUAAGCUUACAUUAACAAAGGUACCUCACUACACUUAGACUUACACUUUUCAAGACACUAUGUCUUAAGAUGGCAAUUAAGAUGUUUCAUUGAAUUCUUCAUAACAGUCAAUUUGGUUGAAAAUUGUCAUCACUCAGUGGUUAAAGCAUCAGGCUUGUGACUUGCAGAUCAUGAAUUUGAAUCCGCUUGGGGCUUUUGUUCCUAUUUACUGAAUUAAUUUUUGAAAAGAUAAUUUUUCCACCUAUUUGACAUCUUUGCUUCUUAUCCAUCAUGCCAUCUAUCACAAUGAAGUAAGCAAUUUUCUGCUGAUUUGAGAAAUUAUUUCAAGGUGUAGUGAUCCACCUUAAUAUUAGUCUUUUUUUUAUAUUGAUUGCCCCACAAACAAAACAUGACCGCUUAGAUCAUAAUAUCUGUUCUAUUUUUUUAAUUGAUUUUACAUUUAAAAGUUGUAGAACAAGUUAUUUUUCUUUGAAAUGGAUUAAAGGUUUAGUUGGAUGGGUGUGCAUAAUAACAAUUUUUGUAACUGUUGAAAAUUAUCACGAAUCAAUUUUUGUUGUUCGAACUCAGAAUAUGUACAUAUUUACAGACGUCCAUUCUUAUUUGAAACAGCACGUCUAUCAGCACCCUAUAUUUGUCUGUCUGGGUUUCUACAAUUACCAAAAUCUGUUAUACAGAUAUAUUUUUUACUUAUUUUACAUUUCCUUUUUCCAAUUUUCUGUGUGAAAUGUGUACUUUCAUACCGUUAGAUUCCCCACUGAUUACAAGCACCUGAUAAACGAACCAAACCGAAACAAUUCUUUUCUUCUCAAAACUUGGGGAAAAGCUGGAGAGUUAUCAACACAGG